GCUAAAAAUGUUGUUUCCAGUAAAUGAUCUCUAAUGUAUUUCUCAGGGCAAAAUCUAAUCUUUCAUCUAAAUGUCAGGUAUUGAUUGGAACUGUGAGGAACAUGCACAUUCACAAACAGUUUCAAACGUAAACAUGACAAUCAAAUUCAACCGUCAAAAUAUAACUUGGGGUUUAGUGUUGAUACGUAAAUAUUAUUGAAUCUACACAUGUUUAUUCGUUUUCAUUCACGUGCUAGGUGAGUUGAUGUGACACGUUUUCGUAAACUUAUUUGGAAAAUAAUUGAGUGUCAGAAUGUAAAAUUUUACUGGAAUGGAUACCUCGCAUUCUGGAACUGGAAGUUCUCCAAGAACGAAUGGAAACAGACAUACAGUCGAAAUAGAGACCGAUAUGAACAGCAAAAACCUUAUAUUGAAAUCGAAAAUGGAUUCCAACACCUUCCAGUCUGUCAUGGACUUGCCACUCAGAAUUGCUCAAUGUUUCGGAUUCUUUCCCACUAAUAUUGUCAGGCAAACACGUAGAUCGAUGAAAAUUAGAUGGUUCCAUUGGCAAACUAUCUAUUCAUUUUUGACAUUCAUGAUACUAACUGAAGAAACUAUCAAGGCUUUUUACGUAGAACUGCCAAGAAGACACAACAUAUUCACCAUAGAUGUUCUGAUAUUUCAUUCGAACUCAGUAAUCCAGUUUAUAUUGCUGUUCAAGUUGAGUCUGGAUUGGCCGUCUUAUGUAAAAGAAUGGCACAAAAUUGAAAGGAAAUGUUGGACCACAGUUGAUAGCUGCAGUAACCUCAAGAGAAAAAUAAACUCCAUUGUUUUGUCAAUAUUGAUCAUCGCUACAGUUGAACAUUUUUUGAUCGCUGCAUAUAUCUUGAAAACAAGCAUGGAGAGGUCUUCUACGGUAGCAGAAGGAUUCAAAACAUAUUUCCUUAGAAGUUACCGCUCAGCAUUCACUUCCAUGGAUUACUCUUUAUGGAAAGGAGUUAUUCUAGAGUUCAUCAAUCUCCAAAUGGCUUUCAUUUGGAAUUACAUAGAUAUAUUCAUCAUGGUGAUUGGUGCGACUCUGAAAUACAGAAUGCGACAAGUUACACAUAGAGUUGAAAUGUUGGCGAAAUCAAAGGUGAACCAAAAACAUGCUUGGAAAGUCUUGAGGAAUGAUUAUCUGCAGGUAGUUUCCCUGUGCUGCUCAACCAACAAAAGAAUAUCCCCAAUGAUCAUAACAAGCUUCACGAUAAACUUGUAUUUCAUACUCAAACAGAUUUUCAGAAAUUUGAUAAAAAUGGACAGUACAUUGGAAAGAACAUAUUUUCACAUGUCAUUCGGCCUUUUAAUCAUUAGGAUAUUUUGUGUCAUAAUAUAUGGUAGCGGUGUACACGAUGAAUGGAUGGAUAUACGUCAGAUUAUCCAUAAUGUAUCUACAUCGGCAUUCAACAUUGAGGUGGAGAGAUUUAUAAGUAAUAUUUCAUCGUAUGAAUUGGUGCUAUCGGGGAAAAAUUUCUUUGGCAUACGAAGGGGUCUAAUUCUACAGAUUGCCGGGACUAUAGUGACUUAUGAAUUGGUGUUGAUCCAGUUCAACAUGGGAAUAUUAAAACAAUCAAAUAUUGGACCAUGAAUGAAUUAAAUAUUUUUUUUA
Leptinotarsa decemlineata (Colorado potato beetle) is the source of this 1627-nucleotide messenger RNA. RefSeq lists its product as uncharacterized. Gene Ontology annotation, biological process: sensory perception of chemical stimulus; detection of chemical stimulus involved in sensory perception of taste. Gene Ontology annotation, cellular component: membrane. The record is from RefSeq and is a predicted model, not a curated record. Gene Ontology annotation, molecular function: taste receptor activity. Lineage: Eukaryota; Metazoa; Arthropoda; Insecta; Coleoptera; Chrysomelidae.